AUUUCGCCAUUUUUUCGAGGCCGCGAUGGCCCGCGACACCAAGCCGCUGGACUCGGACUACUCGGACUCGGACGUGGACAUGGACGUCCCGUUCCGCGCGCGUGUCCCGACGCUCGUGACAUUGCCUGCCUGUCGGCCGUUGGCAGCCGACGACGUUGGCGUUGAAGCGCCGCCUGUAAACCUCUUGUCGCUGCUGCCGCCAGACAUGUGGAUGCGGCUCACGCCGGCCGAGCGUGCAAGCUUGCUCCCGACGCUGCCCGACUUGAGUGGCUGGUGGGGCUUGUCGUCCGACGACGCGGCCGCCGAGAACGUGCGGCAGCUUCUUGCCGGCGCCAACGUCAACUUUGGCAACCUGCUUACGCGGUUCAGCUUUCCAAGCGCCGCACGCAGCGCGCGGAUCCGGGACGAGCGGGUCGCGUUCGAGUGGGCGCGCACUGAGUACGCGUCGUCAAUCACCGCCUCGAUCCUCUCGCACCGCGCGCAGCUGCUGCGCGAGCCCAUGUCGCUGGACGAGCAAGCACUCUCGACACCGAUGGCGCUACCUGCCUCCGCACCGGCCGUCAUCGACGAGAUCCGGCCGUCAGCCCCGUCGCUCUUUCUCGCGAUUCGCUCAGCACUGCAUACGAUACCGCGCACCGCAAGCGAUAUCUGCGACAUGCUGCUGGCGGAGCACGCGUGGACCCCGGCCUUGGACGGCGUCAACGUGCCCGAGCUGACGCCGCGCCUGUACAUUGAGAGCGCCCUCGUGUUUCUGUCCCAGCCGAUAGUUUCGACCGCGUUUGCGGGCGGCGCCCACGGCUGGGACGUUCCGUCUGUGGCGUUCGAUCCCGUCGGCGAGACGUUUACAUGGCGACAAGAUGCGCAAGACAGCAUGGACGAGUCGGUGCGCCUCUUGCACCUCGAGCGCCUCUUCCGCUCGCCGUUGACCGAAGUGGACCCGAGCUUGCAACCCCACGCGGCCAUUUUGCGCGUGGCUCGGGCCCACAAGGGAGUGCCCAAGCGGCCGCGGGUGGAAGAAGACAGCGCGCCGACGCCUCCCGCGUACACGUUCAAGACGGCCGAGAAGACACAGCAGACCGAACGUCCAUCGCAAGCCAUGUACCACGCGCAAGACCGCCAGCGCUACAGCAAGCCUAGCAUGCCCUUUACGUAUUACGACAUGGCGAGUGGGCACCAAACGUCGGUCGGGCCGUUGUUGCCCGUGCACGGCAGCCCCGUCGACGACGCAUCGCUCUUGGUGGCCGUGCCCGACCUUCCGCCAGCGGCGUCCGUGGGCUGGAUCAACAUCACCCGAGAUGCACUCGCACGACUGCCGCCAAGUGGCGGCUCGCGCGCCGACCUUGUAGCGCUCGCCGCCCUCUCCAUUUACGUGCACCCGUCGACCCGCAUCGAUGACGUGGCGUUGGCCGUCGCCCGAACACUGGACGCGCUCUCGUCCGGGCCGAUGGCGUGUGCGAGAUACACGUACGACCUUGAGAGCAACGGUCAUCGCUGGGUCUACACGGUAGCGCGCACUAACUAAAUAGUAAAUCGAAUGUCUAUUGCCUA
Saprolegnia diclina VS20 is the source of this 1548-nucleotide messenger RNA. RefSeq lists its product as hypothetical. The coding region runs from base 26 to 1522 and encodes 498 amino acids. The record is from RefSeq and is a predicted model, not a curated record. NCBI's taxonomy places the organism in Eukaryota, Oomycota, Saprolegniomycetes, Saprolegniales, Saprolegniaceae. The transcript has 11 exons. Gene Ontology annotation, cellular component: Ino80 complex.